Penicillium arizonense is the source of this 582-nucleotide messenger RNA. It is a transcript of the gene cnaB, whose product is annotated as calcineurin regulatory subunit B. Lineage: Eukaryota; Fungi; Ascomycota; Eurotiomycetes; Eurotiales; Aspergillaceae. Gene Ontology annotation, molecular function: calcium ion binding; calcium-dependent protein serine/threonine phosphatase regulator activity. The transcript is spliced from 5 exons. The record is from RefSeq and is a predicted model, not a curated record. Bases 1 to 582 code for a protein of 193 amino acids.
AUGGAGCAAACCAGUGAACCCAACGCCGCUGCUAUCUACGAUGCGCGGAGACGCCGCGGCUCCGUCGGUACUACCCAGCUCUUCGAGAACAUUGUGUCUACAUCCAACUUCAACAGAGAUGAGGUGGACCGUCUGCGCAAACGCUUCAUGAAGCUUGAUAAGGAUGCCUCCGGUACUAUUGAUCGCGAUGAAUUCCUUUCCCUCCCUCAAGUGUCUUCCAACCCGCUCGCCACGAGAAUGAUCGCCAUCUUCGACGAAGACGGUGGCGGCGAUGUCGAUUUCCAGGAAUUCGUGACCGGUCUGUCAGCAUUUAGUUCCAAGGGUAACAAAGAAGAGAAGCUGCGCUUCGCGUUCAAAGUUUACGACAUCGACCGCGACGGCUAUAUUUCCAACGGCGAGCUUUUCAUCGUGCUGAAGAUGAUGGUUGGCAACAACUUGAAGGACGUGCAGCUGCAACAGAUCGUUGACAAGACCAUCAUGGAGGCCGAUAAGGAUCAGGAUGGAAAGAUCAGCUUCGAGGAGUUUACGGAUAUGGUGGAGAAUACGGAUAUCAGCCUGAGCAUGACGCUGAAUCAAAUAUGA